Molecule: messenger RNA, 7860 nt
Organism: Columba livia (rock pigeon)
Lineage: Eukaryota; Metazoa; Chordata; Aves; Columbiformes; Columbidae
Gene: HSPA4L
Product: heat shock protein family A (Hsp70) member 4 like
Exons: 19
Coding region: 261-2792 (843 amino acids)
Biological process (GO): protein folding
Cellular component (GO): cytosol; nucleus
Molecular function (GO): ATP binding; ATP-dependent protein folding chaperone
Source: RefSeq, a predicted model, not a curated record
CAGAUCUUUCUCGAACGCGCACCGCCCGCAGCCAGCGCGGCCCGAGCCCUUCCGGAAAGUGCCGAAGCCGCAGCCGGCGCCUGGCGGAUUCCCCGCCGGCCGGCACAGCGCGCCUGCGCAGAGGAGAGUAACUGCCGGUUGGUGGCCGGUGCUCCGCAGUGGGGGAGAGCCGGGUGAGGAGCCGGUCCCGGGCGCGCACACGGUCUCUGCUGCCGCUGUAAUCACAGGCCGGUGGGGCGCGGGAAGCACCAGGCGCAGCCAUGUCCGUGGUUGGCAUUGACCUCGGCUUCCUCAACUGCUACAUCGCUGUGGCGCGGAGCGGCGGUAUCGAGACUAUCGCCAACGAGUACAGCGACCGCUGCACCCCAGCAUGUAUAUCUUUAGGAUCCAAGACCCGGGCGAUUGGGAAUGCAGCAAAAAGCCAGAUUGUCACAAAUGUAAAAAAUACAUUGCAUGGCUUCAAAAAACUGCAUGGAAGAGCGUUUGAAGAUCCUUACAUACAAGCUGAAAGGGCCAGGCUUCCCUAUGAACUUCAGAAGAUGCCAAAUGGUUCUGUAGGAGUAAAGGUAAGAUACUUGGAUGAAGAGAGACUGUUUGCAAUUGAACAGAUUACAGGAAUGUUAUUGGCCAAACUCAAGGAGACUUCAGAAAGUGCUUUGAAGAAGCCAGUGGCAGACUGCGUGAUUUCAGUACCCAGUUUCUUCACUGAUGCUGAGAGAAGGUCUGUAAUGGCAGCUGCACAGAUCGCAGGAUUAAAUUGUCUGAAACUGAUGAAUGAAACGACAGCAGUUGCACUGGCCUAUGGGAUAUAUAAGCAAGAUCUGCCGGCCUUGGAAGAGAAGCCAAGAAAUGUCGUCUUUGUAGAUAUGGGGCAUUCUGCGUAUCAGGUUUCAAUCUGUGCUUUUAACAAGGGAAAACUGAAGGUCUUAGCUACUACUUUUGACCCUUUCUUAGGUGGCAGGAAUUUUGAUGAGGCUUUGGUAGACUACUUCUCCGAAGAGUUUAGGACGAAAUACAAACUGAAUGUAAAAGAGAAUCCCCGAGCACUGCUACGAUUGUAUCAAGAAUGUGAAAAACUAAAGAAGCUUAUGAGUGCAAAUGCUUCUGACCUUCCACUCAACAUUGAGUGCUUCAUGAAUGACCUCGAUGUCUCCAGUAAGAUGAACAGAGCUCAGUUUGAGCAGUUGUGUGCUGCCCUGCUGGCCAGAGUGGAGCCUCCUCUGAGAGCAGCCAUGGAACAAGCUAAACUUCAGCGUGAAGAUAUCUACAGUAUAGAAAUAGUAGGUGGGGCUACUAGAAUUCCAGCAGUGAAGGAACAGAUCUCUAACUUUUUCUGUAAAGAAAUAAGCACCACACUAAAUGCUGAUGAAGCUGUUGCAAGAGGCUGUGCCUUGCAGUGUGCAAUUCUUUCCCCGGCUUUUAAAGUGCGUGAAUUUUCCAUCACAGAUGUUGUUCCUUAUUCUGUAACAUUAAGAUGGAAAUCAUCUUAUGAAGAAGGAACAGGGGAAUGUGAAGUCUUCAGUAAGAACCACGCUGCUCCAUUCUCAAAAGUAAUUACUUUUCACAAGAAAGAGCCUUUUGACCUAGAAGCUUACUAUACCCAGCCACAUGAAGUGCCUUAUCCUGAUUCCAGAAUAGGGCGUUUCACUAUUCAAAAUGUUGGUCCCCAACACGAUGGAGACAAUUCCAAAGUGAAGGUUAAAGUGCGUGUCAAUAUCCACGGCCUUUUCAGUGUGGCUAAUGCCUCUAUAAUAGAGAAGCAGCACAUAGAAGGAGAUCACAAUGACACACCUAUGGACACUGAAUCAUCAAGCAAGAACCAAGGCAGAGAUGAUGAGCUGGAUAAAAUGCAGGUUGAUCAAGAUGAAGGUAUUCAGAAAAGUCAAGCUGAACAACAGAACCAAGCCGAGGAGGAAACUGAAAAUGCAGGAACCGAAACAAAAGCUGCUUUUGGAGACAAGCAGGAUCAUCCAGCCCAACCAAAGGCUAAAACAAAAGUUAAGAGUAUUGACCUACCUAUACAGGCAAGCCUCUAUAGACAACUGGGACAAGAUCUUAUCAAUUGCUAUAUAGAAAAUGAGGGGAAGAUGAUGAUGCAAGACAAGCUUGAGAAAGAAAGAAACGACGCUAAGAAUGCUGUUGAAGAAUAUGUGUAUGACUUCAGAGACAAACUGUGUGGAGUUUUUGAGAAAUUCAUCACUGAAGAAGAUUCAAACAAGCUGACCUUGAUGUUGGAGGACACAGAAAACUGGCUUUAUGAAGAUGGAGAGGACCAGCCAAAACAAGUAUACAUGGAUAAGCUUCAGGAAUUAAGAAAAUUUGGACAGCCUAUUCAGGAAAGAUACAUGGAACAUGAAGAGAGACCAAAAGUUUUAAAUGAACUGGGAAAGAAGAUCCAGCUCCUUAUGAAAGCAGUAGAAGCAUACAAAAAUAAGGAUGAAAAAUAUGAUCACCUAGAUCCUGCUGAGAUGGAAAAAGUUGAAAAAUAUGUUACUGAGGCUAUGAAUUGGUUGAACAGCAAAAUGAAUGCUCAGAAUAAACUAAGUCUAACUCAGGAUCCAGUUGUCAAAGUGGCAGAAAUAUUGACAAAAUCUAAGGAAUUGGAUAGCUUCUGUAAUCCUAUUAUAUACAAGCCCAAACCGAAGAUAGAACCUCCCAAUGAUGGGCAGGCAAAAGCUAGCGGGGAACACAAUGGACCAGUGAACGGACAGAGUGGUACUGAAACAAAACCUGAACCAGCGAAGGACAAUUCUCAGCAGACCAAACCACCCGGAGAAAUGGAAGUGGACUAAAUCUUGCAUUUCUUAUACUUAAUUAAAAUAGUGCAAGUAACCACAGGGUCCAUUCUUUUUGUCUCACAUGUUUAGUUACUCUUAGCCAACCUUCUGUCAUUUGUUGCUGAGUAGUUUUGAAAGUGUUUUAUAUCAAGUACACCUCCGAUGUUCAUUUCCACUGAUGCUGCUUAUGUGGAGCUUUAGCCAAAUGUAGAUUGUAUACGUCAGUUUAAGCUUUCCCAAUAUAUUUUAUAUCAAACCUACAGAAUUGAUAUAUAAAUGGCAACAAUCUACCUUAUUUAAAGCUUUUAUUGUGGAUAAACCUCAGCUCCUUUAUUCAGGAAAGGAUACUGUAUUGCACUACUGAUGCUCAAGUGUAGAUCUAAUUGCAUCUUUAUUUUGGAAAAAUAUUGGAAUUGAAGUGGCAAAACUUGUCACUUGAAGCACUGACCUUUUCUAGUUAUUGUAUUGUUAUAAUUUAAAUAUUGAAAUAGGUUAGUUGGCAUACUAGUCCAUCUUGUUGAUGUACCAUGAGAAUUGUACUGUCUUUUUCAUAUAAACUGAAUAAUACAAGCUUAAACAAUUUUUAGAUUCCCAUACCACUAACAAUCUUAGUUACAGAAUGCUAGCGUAAUGGCUCUGCCAAGUGCUGAGAUUAAGUGAACAGUCUCAGUGCGCACUGCUGUACAUAACGUACUGUGCUUAUAGGAUGAUGCUAAUGAUCAUAGUAUGGAGCGGUAGGAUGUACAAGGACUGUUGCAUAACUUUCCAUAGAAAAUGUCUUGGUGCACAUAUUACUAUUUCCACUUCUUUAGUUUUGAAUGAAAUCUACAUCUUUGUCACAUGCUGCAGAGGAAAAACAACAAACUGCUGUGCGAGCUGGAUAUUGGCACCCUGAUUUUUCAGGUUGCUUAAACGUUGUUUCUUACAAACUUGAAAGAAAUACUGAGAGCUUACUUAAGCCUUGGUACCCUGCAUGUAAACCUUUUGGUCAAGGAUCUAAACAAAAGAGCUUACAAAGCAAACUGGAUAUUAUUAUCCCAAAGACAGAAUCUACUUGAUGAACUUGCAUAGCUUACCAAUUAAUCUUUGGUCAUUUACUUGAUCUAAUGAAAGUGUCUAUAACGUAUUACACAGUUGAGUCACUAUCUUCUUUGAUGCAUCUUAGAUGUUGUCACAGUCCAGUGUAUGUUCAUAUUUUCCGAAUGCUUCUGUCAGUCACGGAGGUACUGUAGCACUUGCCAGAGCAAGUCACUCUUCUUUUGACUUGAAACAACUCUUCUACUACCAGAGUAGGCUACUCUUGACCUAAGAAACCACUUUUCAUAGUUAGCAUAAGAGACUGAGAUUAGUUGCAGUGUACCUCUUCAGUGACUUGAGCUUCAUUGUAGAAAUAAGUUUAGGUGUUCAGGUGUUAAUUGGGCAUUUCUGCAGCAGUUCUCCUGUAGCAGUUUGGUGCUGUUGUAAACAAGUGAAGGGUCAUGCUCUUGUUUGUCUCUGACAGCCAUUUUAUCUCCAGCCAUGCCCUUCAUGUUCUACCACUGUUCAUGCUACAGAGAGAUUCUGUGACCCAAGCUGUAGUUAACAGAGGUGAAAUGUACUUGCACAUCUUCACGUGAAAAGGAAGCAGCAUUUACAGCUGCAUACAAACUAGCUCGAGUGCUAGAACUGCAUCUUCAUGACUGACAUCAAGUGACGGAGGUGCACGUACUUCUUUUUGCUCUGCUGUUCCUCCUUUAUACAAUCAAUUGUGGAUGGUUCGCAUCUUGAGUUUACAUAUUCAAAGCCCUUGAACAAAAACUGAGUGACCUUGAAGAGAGCUGCAGCUGCUCGGCAACCUCAGUCUUGAAUUCUGCUCCUGUAGCCACGCAUCUUUGGUAUGGAGGGGGUGACUGCACUUCCGGUGUCAGCUGUCCUGAGUCAAAGUUGGGGCAGGACUGAACUAGCUUUGGUCCCAUAGACUUUAACAUCAUUAAUAUAUUAAAUGGCUUUACCACGGCAAUGUAAUGAGUAGCAUCUCUUAAGUAUUGGCUUCCUAAAACCCAUCUAUGUGUUACUUUGUGUGUUAAACUUCUGAUACCUGGCUCAAACACUUACACUCCAGUGUAAGCUCGUCAAUAGCUAAAAGGUCAUGUGUAAGAACAGAAAGUCUUCUGCUUAUUGUCAUCAAAUGUUCAAUAUUACAUUACAAAUGUUUCAGGCUAUUAUGCAUAAAGGCUGGAAUAAUUCUACAGCAGCUUAAUAUAGCAAUUGUAAAGGCAGAUAUGGUUAAGACAAGCAAUUGUAGUAAGGUUUUCUUACUAGAAUAGGGUGGGGUUUUUUUGCUGUGCAUCUGCUCUGUCUCUAUAUCCCUGGUGAAAAGGAAUGCUGUCCAAAGACUGCAGACAGCAGCUGGUUGCUGAUAGCACACUGCUUGUUAAGAAUCCCAUUUGGAGGGCAAACCUGUUCUUUCUGUAGUGAGCUUCACCUAAACGUGUGAGUGUAUGACUUAAGAUGUAAUCUGUUUUCUGUUACAAAGAGGACAUUUUACCAGGACACAGAUUAAAGGUUCUCAAGUACUUACAUAAACUAUGCAAAACUUGAAAAUGAGGUUUUGUGUAUUGGACUCAAGUGAGUUCUCCCUGACAGCACCAGAAUGAGCAUCUUGCAACAUAAGUUUUGCUAAGGUACCAACAGUAGUAUGCUACUAUGCAUGUGGUAUAUUUUUAAAAGCAGGUGUUCAUUGCUAACAUCAUCUUUGAGACUUUCUAUUGAGGGCAAGAUACAUUUCUCAUGUUUGAAAAUGUUUCCUCCAUCUCCCAAAAAAGAAAAAACAGGAAGCCAUGCUAUCUUUGUAAAGGCAGUAGAGUUGUGGGGUGGUGGUUUGUGGUUGUGGGGUUUUUUUUAAGUCUUGUUAAUCACAGUCUACAACUUUUACAUAAAAAGUUCAGUUAUAAAACCGCAUAAAUACUUGUAUUUUACCAGUAACACCUUUCUUCUUUCCUUUAAAAAGCACAGAUUCCCUCCUGUUUUGAGCAUUAAUGAACUUGCUCAAGAAAUGGCUUUCAAAUCAGUUUGCUUUACUAAACCAAGUUGGUGCUAGCUGCUUUACAACAGAUUCGUGGCUUCCUUUCCACAUCAUUUAUUAUACUGGUUAAGAUUCAGGAUUUUCUUUGAACUUCAUGCAGAUUUUUUAACAAUCCCUUGAAGUUAAACUUCUAUACUCCUCUUUCUUUCAACUGACAAGGGAGCUAGAUGAUAAAAUAACAGCUGCCUGCCUUGUUUGGUCUGAAUUUGAAUGAAGAAUCCUUUCCCUCCUUUGCUUCUGGCAGUGUUCCUCUUUCCCUGUUUAAAUAUUGCCUUUGGGGCAUGCUUGCAAAACUUGGAGUAGGCAGUUGGAUCCUGAGAUCCUGAAUCCUCCAAGCUGUUUAAGUGAAGCACCUGACUAGUGUUACCAUACCGGCUUCACAGGACAAUUUGGCAGAAUGAGGGAGAAGGUGCCCUUGUGUGUUGGGUAUGGCUGCCCGCUCAGGGAGCUGCUGUGUUGCUGCUGAAGCAGACAGGCCUGCAGCUCUGGAGUUGUGUGGGCAGUCAGAGGGUACCGCUGCUGCAGUGGCCACUACAAAGUGUUUUAUUCUUCUGCUUCAAAGUGAAAGCUGUUAAUCUAAAGCACCCAGUCUCUCUGUUGGUAAGAUUCCUUUGUAUCUCCAGCAUUGGAAAGUAUUUCAUAUGUUUCUAAGUCAUCUCAGUGUGCUGAGCUCCAGUCUCUGCUAUAGAUUCUUCCUGUUACUGUUCUCAAAUACUCUGUAAUUCAGUGGGAUUUUUCACUGUAAGGAUUAGGUAUAAUUUCAGGAAACAGGCAAGGAACUGGCAGGAAACUUCUUCCUAAGUAUUGACAUUAUUGUGAGAACUUUACAGUUGUAACAGACAUUGGAAUCUUUGCAGUUAUCAAGGCUCUGCUUGUCCAUGCCUUUCAGUUAACCAACACUAGCUUCCAAAAACUUGAAACCAUUUUACAAAUAUGCUGCAUUUGCUGGCUCAAAGCACCUAGCCGGCUGCCAUAAGAAAACAAGUUCAAUUCAUUUCCCACAGAUGAGUUUCAGCGUGAACCUCAUUCCUCAAAACAGGGUUCUCAUUUGUGUGUCACACUGUAAUACUUCAAUAUGCUGACUUCUGUGAGCCCUUCUAAACUGAGGCCCAGAUGCCCACACUUGGUUGUGGCUUAGUAUAGUGGCUACAUGCACUAAAGGUGCUUACAUCAGCAUUUUCUUUAACUGGAUGGAGGAAUAUUAUGUUGUCUCUUAGAAUUUUUUUGUUACGCUGUUUUCUCGCCUUUCAGGCACCAGAAGACAGAAAUGCUCUGUCAAAAGAGGUAGUAAAACACAUGUUGCUUAACAAAAGGCAGUUAUUACCUUGUAAAUUUUCAUUUCAACUCCCAAGAUAACACUUGGGUUAUAAAUACAAACUGUUAGUAGGAUAGAGGAAGUUUGUGGUAGCUAACUCUUAGCUCAAGUCUUAAUUUUCCACAGUUGAAAUUUGAAGAUUGCAGUCACCUAUUACAUACACAUGUAAAUAGCCAGUGCAAACAACUUCAUGUGACUACCAGCCCUGUGGGAUACUAAAACAGGAAUGUGUUCAUGUGACUUAACUGAUAGAGUUAUUAAACCCUGUUUUACAUCUUCCUGGUCAGAAGUAAAUAUAUCAAGCAAUGAAAAGCAGGAAUCACUGCAAUGUGAUCUACGAUGAGUCAUUUUAAAUGAAAAGCGAUGAAGAGCUAUACCUACCAGCCAUCUCGACAAAGUGCUGAAAUGGUUAAAUUAAAUUAAUAGAAAAGGUGGUAUUCCCUGAAUGUUGCAUAGUUGGAAGAGUUUGUUUACAUAGUCUAAACAUAUCUCCACAGGAUGGGGGGAGGGAAGAGAUGGGAGUGUUAGAAUUCAAAGCAGUGUUUUAAGUAUGCAAAAUGUUUACUAUGUAUGUAAAUGGGAUUCUUAUUAGUGACAGACCAUGUGCAUAUUGACAAUACUUCAAUUUAUUUUUGAAUGGCAAUAUGGAUUGUCAAGGUUGUGUAUAAUUAUAAUAAAUAUAUAAGCUGCUACUUGAACCAUAA